AUGUUUUUUCCCGCAAUGGUAGGCGUGGAGACAAUCGUUGAUGGCAUCCAAGUAUUUGACCCUGGUAGCAAGAACAAAGCGAGGCAUCACCCCCAUGUUUCCUUGCGAACCUUCCCAAGCUUGUGUGAUAUCUUCUGGUACGUGAACGUGAUUAAAAGAGAGGCUAGUAGACAUCUGAACUUCAACACCUCGCUGUAA
Messenger RNA from Podospora pseudocomata, 198 nucleotides. RefSeq lists its product as uncharacterized. The record is from RefSeq and is a predicted model, not a curated record. The coding region runs from base 1 to 198 and encodes 65 amino acids. NCBI's taxonomy places the organism in Eukaryota, Fungi, Ascomycota, Sordariomycetes, Sordariales, Podosporaceae. The transcript has 2 exons.